Messenger RNA from Paramecium octaurelia, 1075 nucleotides. Lineage: Eukaryota; Ciliophora; Oligohymenophorea; Peniculida; Parameciidae. The record is from the annotation of a GenBank genome assembly.
AUGAAUAAAAAUAAUAGAAACGAAGAACUCUUAAGAGAAUAAUAUUGUAAAACACAAGCCGAACGCAUUCUGGACAAACAACUAUUCAAAAAGACUAAAGUAAUUUACUCUAUAAAUUAGGGAUAACACUUGCAUUAAAUGGAAAAGUAGAUUUAUGGAGAUUAAAAUAAAAAAGUGAAAGUCGAGGAAAGUUCGUAGAAAGAGCAGAUGAGUUGCUAAUAAGCUAUGGGUUUAGUCCUCAAAUAUUUAAAUAAUGACAAUAAAAUAUUUACUGCUCUUAACAAAAUUAAGUUGCUAAUUAAGGAAUUUAAAAACAAAUUCUAUGAUUGCCAUUUAUUGUAAAUACUUUAUUGCAUAUCAAUAACUAAGUAUUAAUUCAAGCAACACGAAUGUGAUUAAUUGGUUAUCGAAAUCUUUGAUCUAUGUCAAAUACCCCAAUUCACAUAAGUAUUGGAUGUACUAAAAAUACAAUUGCAAACCAAAAUCAAACUCCAAACUGAUGACACCUACCAAUUUAAUAAUGUUCUUAAGGAAUUGAAGAAGAUAAUAGAUGAAUUGAAUACCCUUCAAGCAUUACAACCAGUAGAUAUUCUCUAAUUGAACUCACUAUAAUAGAUUGAGGCAUACGAAUAUGAAAUCCUACCUGAAUUCGAUCAAUUUCUUGUAAUAUCCUUGAUUUAUUGUAGAACAACAAAGAGACUCAAAGAUAAUAACAGUAACAGUAUGUGAUUAAUUGUUUGGAAGUGUUGAUUGAUCAAUUCAAAUAUCAAUGGGCCAAAACAAGCAUUCACACAUUCAUUCAGCAUUUGAAUUUUAAUCAAAAGUAUUAGAUGUUCUCACUUUAAUUAUUAGGUAAUAAUUUGAUGAAUCUUUCAGAAAAUAAAUUGAUGAAAUAAUAAGUAAGAUUUAGAAUGCGAAAAUACUUUAUAAUGCUAGUAAUGAUAGGGAGAUGGUUUAGAAUGCGAAGGUGAUGUAGGAUUAUUUGAAACCCAUUCAUGAUGUUGUGGAUAGUCGGGCCGUGGUGAAUACAGGGGAUGGUUUGGAUUAGUGGGGUUUGAAAUAGACUGGAUUAUGA